UACGACAUUAAAUUAACAACAACAGAAUAGAAAAAAGGAAAAAAAACAAACCACAAAACAAAACAUUUAACUCAAGUGCAUAUUGAUUCAAAAACCCGAGACUCAGAGAGAAGCCAGAAGUGAGAAGCCAAAAAGCAUUUCCCAUUCUCACUGUCUAAAUCUCUGUCGGAGAAGUGUCCUUAGUUACUGAAUUCUGAAUCUGAUUGGGCGUGGUUUUGGGCCUUCAGAGACGGCCAUGGGCUGUGCCAACUCGAAGCUCGACGACCUCCCGGCGGUGGCCCUCUGCCGUGACCGCUGCAAGUACCUCGACGAAGCUCUCCGCCAUAGCCACACCUUCUCCGACGCCCACGCCGGCUACUUAGACUCCCUCAAAACACUGGGCCCCACUCUCAACCGCUUCUUCGCUCAUAACGCAGAUCACCACCAAGCCAGUGUUAAUGGCGCCGAGCCUCCGAAACCUUCUCCGCCGCCGGAGAAAUCCCGCUCGGAUUCCGUGGACGAUGGGGCCGACAAAGAUCGGGUUAGUUUCCUCACUGAAGACGAAACCCAGGGCUUAAUCACUCACAAUUUCGGCUUCUCCAGCUCUGUUAAUGGCGGCUCGGCUCCUUCGAAGCCGCCGCCGUCGCCUCCACCGGCUUCGAUUGGCUCGGCGUGGGAUUUUCUGAACCUGUUCGACACGUUCGAGAGGUACGAGCGUUUGUACAUUUCGAAUUCGGAGAGCGAGCUGAGAGAAUCCACGGCGGCGGCGGAUAAGGUGGUGAAACCCGAGGGAUCAGACGAGAAAACCGGCGCGGGUAAGGCUCAGGCAGCGGAGGAUGGAAAAACGGCGACGUACGAGGUUCCGGUGGUGGAGAACAAGAUGAAGGAAGAAACGGCUGAGAAGGCAAGCGACUCGGCUGCUUCGGCGACCCCACUUGGCGUCUCGGAAGCUUUGAAUUUGAUUCAGGUUCUGUUCGUUCAAGCUUCAGAGUCUGGAAAUGGAGUUCUCAACUUGCUCUAUUAUCGUCAGAGAAUGCCUCUUAAUCAAGAUUCUUUUCGUUUGUGUUUUGAGGAAGAUAUGGGGAUUAGUCCACGGAAUCUGUCUUCCACUUUAAAGAAGCUCUUAUUGUGGGAGAAGAAACUUUAUUGUGAAGUCAAGGCUGAGGAAAAGCUGCGCAUAAUUCACCAGAGAAAGUUACAGGAGCUGAAAUAUUUGGAUAAAGAGGGUGGUAACAAAGCUCAGAAAGCUAACUCCACUAGAGCCUUGCUGAGAGACUUGACAACUAAAUUGAAUAUUGCUUUUCAGAUUGUUGACAGGAUUUCAAUUGCAAUCAACAAGUUGAGGGACGAAGAAUUUUGGCCUCAGAUCAUGGAAUUGAACCAUAGAUUACUCCAAAUGUGGAAAGCCAUGCUAGAGUGUCACAAGUCCCAAUACCAAGCGGUUGCAGAAGCGAAAGGUUUAGAUGCGAUCACAUAUGAUGGAAAGCUGAAUAAUGCUGAUCUUAAAGCCGCCAUACAGCUCAAGUUAGAGCUUCAAACCUGGAACUUAAGCUUCUCCAACUGGGUUUUCACUCAAAAGGACUAUGUAAAAUCCUUGAACGGUUGGCUCGUGAGAUGUCUUCUAUACGAACCCGAAGAAACACCUGAUGGUUUAAUUCCGUUCUCUCCUGGUAGGCUUGGUGCACCCCCGGUAUUUGUCAUCUUGAAUCACUGGUCACACGCCAUGGAUACACUCUCAGAAGCCGAAGUGAUUGGAGCAAUCCAGGGAUUUCUUGCAGCCAUAGAUCUGUUACUAAAAGAGCACAAUGUGGAUCUUCAGCAAAUAGUCAUUGCAGACAAAGAAAUUGAGAAGAAAGUUAAGAUCUUGGAGAGGGAGGAGCAAAAGAUGCAAAAGCUAAUGCAGGGUCGAGAGAAGAAUAUGGUAAUCUCGGUCGGUCAUACUCAUCAGAAAGGGACUAGUUUUGUUAACCACAGUGAAAUUAUCAGGUAUAGUAACUUGCAGUUGGGUUUGAAGCAGAUAUUUCUGGCCAUGGAGAAGUUCAUGCAAAAUUCCAUGCACAUAUACGAGGAACUUCGCAUUCGAAUUGAAGAAGUCAGCGAACAUGCUUUGGAGACUCAAACUGGUGCAUAAAUUUUCACACAUAUAAUAAGGUACUUGUCUGCCUUGUUAUAAAUCAAUUUUGCUGGUAACUUCAUGAGUAUCAUUGUUAUUGAGGCUGGCUCAUUAAAUUAAUUAACAUGGUUAUUAUACUUCGAAAGGACUAGUUGUUCCUAAAUUCCUAUCAAUGACGCUUAUUCCUUUUCACAGUGCCUAACUUUGUGUGAAUACUAUUAUCAGUUUGAUUGCUUAA
This is a messenger RNA of Morus notabilis, 2330 nucleotides long. RefSeq names its product nitrate regulatory gene2 protein. NCBI's taxonomy places the organism in Eukaryota, Viridiplantae, Streptophyta, Magnoliopsida, Rosales, Moraceae. The transcript has 4 exons. The record is from RefSeq and is a predicted model, not a curated record. Bases 236 to 2110 code for a protein of 624 amino acids.